Molecule: messenger RNA, 636 nt
Organism: Lottia gigantea (owl limpet)
Lineage: Eukaryota; Metazoa; Mollusca; Gastropoda; Lottiidae
Exons: 3
Coding region: 1-636 (211 amino acids)
Source: RefSeq, a predicted model, not a curated record
AUGCCGUGUUAUACAACCUUCCUUGAAAAACAACCGCUAGAACCUUCAUCACCAGGUUAUGAGCGAGCUGGCUUCACAAAUGAUCGCCAUAUUAAUACCUACUGUAAGUUCAAUAUGGCGGAAUAUAUUGACUUUUUAAAAUGUCUGAAUGCAGAAGAUCUGAAAUGUUAUAAAAAUGUAAAUUAUCCUGGCCUGGCUAUGACAGCCUCUAGUAUAGAAUCGGCGAUCAUUGCGUAUUGCUAUCGACUGCCUGAGGACAAUGAAAUGUUGAUUACAACAAAUUGUACUGAAGCUCAGACAACGCUCCUACAAGUUUUGGAGAUUUCAAUUCCACCUGCAUGUCUUAAUGAAACUAGUGAACAAAAUCAAAAUGGCGGAGAGGCUCAAAAUGGCGAUAACCAGAAUGGCGGGAAAAUUCAAACUGGUGACGAGGAUCAAAAUGACCAAGAACUAAAUGACGCAGAGAAUGAAAAUGGCGCAGUGGUUCCUGACAAGUCUAAAGCAUAUGAAAAUGGCGGAGAUAUCAUGGGAUUAAAUUCUGGAAAUAGCUUUCGAGAUACAGGCAGACAUUCAUGGGGUUUGUUUUAUCUGCAAAUGGCAUCAGCAGUUUUACUUUGCCACAUUCUUAUUCUGUAA